AUGUCCGAAGGCUCAUUACCGAUCUCGAAUGUUCACCUUUAUCACAUGCCGCCCCGUGAACCAGAAACGCUGCUGAUUCAUGCCGGCGAAGAUGAAAAGGAAUCAUCUGCUGGAUCGUUGCUUUGGGAGCUUCCCUGUUGCGAAUUCGAUGGCAUAUGGGAAAAUUUGAUUUUCAAUGACUGCAUUAAAAACGAGGUCUGUUAA
This is a messenger RNA of Gongylonema pulchrum, 204 nucleotides long. Lineage: Eukaryota; Metazoa; Nematoda; Chromadorea; Rhabditida; Gongylonematidae. The record is from the annotation of a GenBank genome assembly.